Molecule: messenger RNA, 3025 nt
Organism: Phodopus roborovskii (desert hamster)
Lineage: Eukaryota; Metazoa; Chordata; Mammalia; Rodentia; Cricetidae
Gene: C6
Product: complement C6
Exons: 17
Coding region: 6-2816 (936 amino acids)
Biological process (GO): immune response
Cellular component (GO): membrane attack complex
Molecular function (GO): protein binding
Source: RefSeq, a predicted model, not a curated record
GAAGCAUGGUCAGCUAUCUCACCUUGUGCUUCAUUUUACUAAUCAUAUUGACUGACAAGAGUGAAGCCUGUUUUUGUGAUCACUACCCUUGGACUCGCUGGUCCAGCUGUUCUAAAUCCUGCAAUUCUGGAACCCAGAGCAGACAGAGGCAAAUAGAAGUUGAUGAUUACUACCGGCAUAACUCAUGUGACCAAUUUUGUAACAAGCAGGAGACUAGAGAGUGCAAUGUACAGACAUGCCCUGUCAACUGUGUCCUUGGAGACUAUGGGCCAUGGUCAGACUGUGACCCUUGUAUUGAAAAACAGAUUAAAGUUAGAUCUGUCCUGCACCCCAGUCAGUUUGGGGGACAACCAUGCACAGAACCCCUGGUGACCUUUCAACCAUGUGUCCCAUCCAAGCUCUGCAAAAUUGAAGAGGCUGAUUGCAAGAAUAAAUUCCUCUGUGACAGUGGGCGCUGCAUUCCCCACAAAUUAGAAUGUAAUGGAGAAAAUGACUGUGGAGACAAUUCAGAUGAAAGACACUGUGGGAGAACAAAGACAGUAUGUCCCCAGAGAUACUAUCCCAUCCCUAACGUGCAGCUGAUGGGCACUGGGUUUCACUUUCUGGCAGGAGAGCCCAGAGGAGAUGUCCUUGAUAACUCAUUCACUGGAGGAAUAUGUAAAACUGUCAAAAGCAGUCGAGCUAGUAAUCCAUACCGUGUUCCAGCCAAUCUGGAAACUGUCAACUUCAAGGUACAAACUGUAGAAGAUGACUUCAAAACAAAUUUCUACAAAGAUUUAACUAAUCUUGGAAAUAAUAAAAAUGAAACUUCCUUGUUGUCACGUGACCAGAAACAGUCUUUUGAUGUGCCAAUUAUUUAUUCCUCAAAGACAAGUAGAAGAUCCAAACAUAACUCAGCCAUCAAGGAAGCCAUUCAAGCCUCCCACAAAAAGGAUUCCAACUUUGUUCGGAUCCAUAAAACAAUAAAAGUCUUCAAUUUCACCAUGAAAACGACAGACCUGCAGCUGUCAGAUGUCUUUCUAAAAGCCCUGCACCAUCUGCCUUUAGAAUACAACUCGGCUUUGUAUAGCCGGAUAUUUGAUGACUUCGGGACCCACUACUUCACCUCAGGCUCUCUGGGGGGCAAGUAUGACCUUCUCUACCAAUUCAGCACUCAGGAGCUUCAGAACUCAGGUUUAACAGAAGAAGAAACCCGAAACUGUGUCCGGUAUGAAACAAAGAAACGUUUUCUCUUUUUUACAAUACAAAAAAGCACAGAAGACCGGUGUACCACAAAUAAGCUGUCUGAAAAAUAUGAAGGUUCCUUGUUGCAGGGUUCAGAGAAAGCCAUAUCCCUGGUCCAGGGAGGGAGGAGUCAGCAAGCAGCAGCCUUGGCAUGGGAGAAGGGGACCUCAGGCCCAGAGGAGAAAGUCUUUUCUGAGUGGGUAGAAUCAGUGAAGGAAAGCCCUGGUGUGAUUGAUUUUGAGCUUGCUCCGAUCACCGACUUGGUCAGAAACAUCCCAUGUGCAGUGACAAAACGGAACAAUCUCAGGAAAGCAUUUCAAGAAUAUGCAGCCAAGUUUGACCCCUGCCAGUGUGCUCCAUGUCCUAACAAUGGCCGUCCCAGGCUCUCAGGCACGGAAUGCUUGUGUGUGUGCCAGAGUGGCACCUACGGUGAGAACUGUGAGAGGCGGUCUCCAGAUUACAAGUCUGAUUCAGUGGAUGGAAACUGGAGCUGCUGGUCUUCCUGGAGCACGUGCAAUGCUGCUUAUAGGAGAUCAAGGACUCGGGAGUGUAACAACCCUGCUCCCCAGCAAGGAGGGCGACGCUGUGAGGGCCAGCAGAGGCAAGAGGAAGACUGUACAUUCUCAAUAAUGGAAAAUGUUGGACAACCAUGUAUCAGUGACAAUGAAGAAAUGAAAGAGGUAGACAUUGGUGAGAAAGAAGCAGAUUUGGGGUGUCCUCAGCCUGCUCUCCCAGAAAAUGGAUUUAUCUGGAAUGAAAAGAAACUGUACUCCAUUGGGGAGGAAGUUGAAAUUUCAUGUCUUACUGGAUUUAAAGCUGUUGGGUACCAGUACUUCAGAUGCUUGCCAGACAGAACCUGGAGGCAAGGAGAUGUCGAAUGCCAACGGACCGAGUGCCUCAAGCCAGUUGUUCAGAAUGUCCUGACAAUCUCCCCAUUUCAGAGAGUGUAUAAGAUUGGUGAAUCCAUUGAGCUGACUUGCCCCAAAGGCUCUGUUGUUGCUGGACCAUCAAGGUACACUUGUGAGGGAGACUCCUGGACACCACCCAUUUCAGAUUCCCUGACCUGUGAAAAAGAUAAUGUCCUGACAAAAUCAAAGGACCUUUGUCAGCCAGGACAAAAACAAUCGGGAUCCACGUGUAUAUGUAUGUCUCCAGAAGAAGACUGUAGCAAUUAUUCAGAAGACCUUUGUAUAUUUGAUGUGGGAUCCAGCCAAUACUUCACUUCAUCUGCUUGCAAAUUUUUGGCUCAAAAAUGUUUAAACAAGAACCAGUUCCAUUUUGUACAUGCUGGUCCUUGCCAAGAAGGUCCCCAGCUAGAAUGGGGUCUUGAGAGACUAAAACUCGCAUUGAAUAGCACAAGGAAAGUGUCCUGUGGAUAUGACACCUGCUAUGACUGGGAAAAAUGCUCAGCCCACACUUCCAAUUGUGUCUGCCUGUUGCCCCCACAGUGCUCCAAGGAUGGAAACCAACUCUACUGUGUCAUAAUGGGAUCCUCAACACGUGCGAAAAGAGUAAACAUCUGUACAGUGGGAGCUGUGAGGUGUGCAAACAGGAAGGUGGAAAUACUGACCCCUGGGAGGUGUUUGGAUUAGCAUUGUUGCUGAUAAGUUCAAAACAGUGCCUCCAAAAGCAGGGAUGGGCACAAGGACAGGAAUUGGGGAAAGUGAAUGGAUGUAACCAGAGGAUAAAGACACUUAUAUCCAGGGAUGCCAUGAUAAAAUUUUUUUUACUUUGUAUGAUAACCUAAAAGGUAAUUUUUAAAAACAUUAUAUGAAGAGAAAACUGGCAUGGACAUAAAUUA